Plectropomus leopardus (leopard coralgrouper) is the source of this 2503-nucleotide messenger RNA. RefSeq names its product Kv channel interacting protein 1 a (gene kcnip1a). The record is from RefSeq and is a predicted model, not a curated record. Gene Ontology annotation, cellular component: voltage-gated potassium channel complex. Gene Ontology annotation, biological process: regulation of potassium ion transmembrane transport. NCBI's taxonomy places the organism in Eukaryota, Metazoa, Chordata, Actinopteri, Perciformes, Serranidae. Gene Ontology annotation, molecular function: calcium ion binding; potassium channel regulator activity; transmembrane transporter binding.
AGAGGGAGGGUCUGCACGGUGGAGAGAGAGAGACAGAAAUGAUGUAAAAGAGGCAGUUUUAGUGACAGUGUAGACAAAGGUAGCUUCAGAGUGCAUGUGCGCCCUCUAUUUCAUUCACACACACUCUCUUUCUCUCUCACACACACACAUCCUCUCUCUCUUCUCACUCACUCACUCACUCACUCACACAGACACACGCACACACCCUGGAGCAGAAGCAGCAGAGCAGUGUGGGUGUGAGGCAGCAUGAGAAGUGAUAUCUGUACUUCUACACAUACAGCUGGCUGAUGGACUAACUUAAUUACAGCACACACACACACACACUUACUGUACUGUGCGCACACACUAGCACACCUUGAUUAUAGGCGGCCAGACACAUACGCAAGCACACACAACCUGUCUGCAGCCAGAAGUCAACAUGGGUCUUGUGAUGGGAACCUUUUCCAUGCAAACCAAGCAGGUGAACUACCACAAAGAUAAAGCUGAUGAUGACUUGGAGAUGACCAUGGUGUGCCAUCGACCGGAGGGCCUCGACCAGCUAGAAGCUCAAACCAACUUCAGCAAACGAGAGCUCCAAGUGCUUUACAGGGGCUUCAAGAAUGAGUGUCCAAGUGGCGUUGUAAAUGAGGAAACUUUCAAGCAAAUAUACUCCCAGUUCUUCCCACAUGGAGAUGCCAGCACCUACGCACACUACCUGUUCAACGCAUUUGACACAGCACAUAGCGGCUCCAUAAAGUUUGAGGACUUUGUAACAGCUCUGUCCAUCCUGCUGCGCGGCUCCAUCACUGAGAAGCUGCAGUGGACCUUCAACCUUUACGAUAUCAACAGAGACGGAUACAUCAACAAAGAGGAGAUGACCGACAUCGUCAGAGCGAUAUACGACAUGAUGGGGAAGUACACCUACCCCGUUUUGAAAAAUGACGCACCCAAACAGCAUGUGGAUGCCUUCUUUCAGAAAAUGGACAAAAACAGAGACGGUGUGGUCACUUUGGAUGAAUUCAUCCUCUCCUGUCAAGAGGAUGAAAACAUCAUGAGGUCUCUACAGCUCUUUGAAAAUGUCAUCUAGACAAGAAAGAACAGGGAGACGGUGCAAAAGACCGAAAGCACAAAGAGGAGAAGAAAGAACACGGGAGAAGAGAUCAACAUGCAAGAGAAAUGGAUGGCUUGUGACUGAAACAAAACAUGGGUCUUGUCGCUUUGUGUGGGACGGCUGCCACAAAACCUCAUGGAAGCUGUCUUGUUGUAACAAAUUCAUGGCGACAAACCAUCCCCUAUUUUGGAAAAUGGACUUAAAACCUCUCGUUUAACCAUUUACCUCGUCUCCAUCUCUUUCGUUUGUUGCUGUCGUCGCCUUGGACAGUGUGUGUUUCAUGGCAUUGUGUAAAUACUGAUUCACUCACGAUGCUUUUCUGAAAUGUGUUAAUUGCACAACAUUACAAAGCAGGACCGGAAAUCCUAAAAGCAGCUCAGCAGUGAGAUAAAAAAAUAGCUGUUUUCAUCAUGAAUUUCUAUGUCAACACAACAAACGUGAGCAAUAUCGUAAAGCAUGCAAGACAGAGGCCCAUACGGCAUAUUUAACAUAUAUGUGCCGUGAAGAACUCGGUGGCAAUAUACUCAGCUACAUGUGCAUACAUUUGGGAAUGCCUGGGCUUAGCAUCUCACAGAGCCGCCUCAUGUUUUCAGACUGUAAAGGUUUGCAGAGCUGAAUUCGGUGACAGUUUGCAACAGUCCUCUUUACACCUACUGUGUGUGUUCAAGUGGUGUCAGUCAGUGUUUUAGUGUCGUAACGACUCGACUGUAGAUAUUUAACUGUUGUGGCCUCUUCUGUGGAAUCAUCCGUGUCUUGUCUGUGUGUUUCUGAUUCUGACUGUCUGUCUGUCUUUCUGUCAAAUUGGAUCUAAUUAUUCUACCUGAUGCUUAUUGUUAAAUAAAGAGUUGCACACAGAUGCAGAGUGACACAGGGGAUGUGCAUGUGUUUCUGUGUGUGUGUGUGUGUGUGUGUGUGUGUGUGUGUGUGUGUGGUGUCCUGAUGUAAAGUUUGCCAGAAUAUUAGUGUCAUUUUUCUUGCAUGUACAAGCAUUAAUCUUGCGGACACUAAUCAGUCCAGCUGAACAGAGAGGAGAGUGUCGUCGUCAGUUCUGUCUGUUAAAAAAAAGUCGACUCAGAGCGACCAACCUUUCACUGUGAAGGAGAGGCGGGAGAGGAGAGCUAGAAGAAGUGGAGAGAAAAUUAAGGAAGGCAAGAGAGACCCUUUCACUGAUUCUGAAGGAAUGGAAGCCAUGUUUCGAACAAGAGCCAUCGUGUUGAGGGCAAGACAAAGGCAGGACAAAAAAAGAAUAAAUACAGAUGAAUAAAUGCUUUACUGUCACACCCACUCACUGUGCUACCAAUAGUGUAAUAAAAAAAAGCAGAAAUGUGUUGCAGCUCAUCUCAAACGUACCCAAACAUACUUCCAGAUCGACUGACAGACAGGAAGACAAACAGACUGUCAGAAUGAAAUAAC